Messenger RNA from Centruroides sculpturatus (bark scorpion), 2595 nucleotides. RefSeq names its product protein EFR3 homolog B-like (gene stmA). Gene Ontology annotation, biological process: protein localization to plasma membrane. NCBI's taxonomy places the organism in Eukaryota, Metazoa, Arthropoda, Arachnida, Scorpiones, Buthidae. Bases 619 to 2580 code for a protein of 653 amino acids. The record is from RefSeq and is a predicted model, not a curated record. The transcript has 14 exons. Gene Ontology annotation, cellular component: plasma membrane.
CUAUAUUUAAUAAAUGAAAUAAAAGUUGAUAAGCUGUUUUUAGUUAUAAUGUAUUUUUCUAAAAUAUGACCUCCCCCAAGCAGAAAUAAACCCUUCCUGACUUAGAUCAAUACACUGCAGACUGUGACGCAAUAGCUAAUGCACCUUUUCAUGGCUUCAUUCAUUUCCACUACAGGCAUUCUGAAAUGUUAUUUUCUCCUUGCUUAUAGCAUUUAUCCUUUGGUAAAAACUUUUGAUAAACAAAUAGUUUGGAAAUUCAAACAUUUUAUGUAGAAAAGUAAGUUGAGAAGGAUUGUUACAAUUUUGAGGAAAAUUCUGAAAACAUGAUUCAGUCACAUAUACUUUUUCAACGAAUGAAAGGUCUAAAUGUUCCUAAACAGAGACCGUCUGUAUUUUGGAUUGAUUCUCUGAAAGCUUUAUGGAAUUUAGUUCACCAUCUUCAUUAAAGUAUUAAGAAAUGUCAGUAUUGAAAAUGGAUAAAGUAACUAAAUUUACAAUAUGGAAUGUUUUUUAAAUUUUGUUCCCAUUCAAACAUAAAAUAGUUGUUAAAUGGAAAAUGAAUGGAAAUUGAUUGAAAAAUAUACUACCUCCAGAAAGCCUUUUUUUAUUAUUUAAAAAAUGGCUUUUCUGUCACCCAGCUUUCAAUGUUGUGCCCAUCGUGGAUGGUUUGGAUCUAUUUUAAAGCAGUGUGAUGCACCAGAUUGUUGUUGUGGUUGCUGUUCUGCUCUUAGACCUAGAUAUCGAAGAUUAGUUGAUAAUAUCUUUCCUGCAAAUCCUCAGGAUGGAUUGGUUCGAAGUAAUAUGGAAAAACUUACAUUUUAUGCCUUAUCUUCACCUGAAAAAUUAGAUCGUAUUGGAGAAUAUCUUGCAUGGAGAGUUUCAAGAGAUAUUUCAAGGCAUAGAAAUGGGUAUGUUGUUAUUGCAAUGGAGGCUAUGGAUCAAUUGUUGAUGGCUUGUCAUGCUCAGAGUCUGAAUUUGUUUGUGGAAAGUUUUUUAAAAAUGGUACAACGCUUGCUUGAAUAUCAUGCACCCGAAAUGCAGCUUUUAGCCACUCAAUCUUUUAUUAAAUUUGCUCAUAUUAAAGAAGAUACUCCCUCUUAUCAUCGUCGCUACGAUUUUUUUGUUUCAAAAUUUUCUUCCCUUUGUCAUAAUAAUCAUAAAGAUCCUGAUAUAAGAAAUAAAUUACGAGUUGCUGGACUAAAAGGGCUUCAAGGAGUUGUAAGAAAAACAGUUAGUGAUGAUUUGCAAGUCAAUAUUUGGGAUGAGGCUCAUAUGGAAAAAAUUAUUCCUUCCCUUUUAUUUAAUAUGCAAGAUCACUAUAGUCAACCAACCGAAACCCCAGAUUCCCCGCAGGAAGAAACUAAUCCUUGGACACUUGCCGAGAACUGUUUGAGGGAAUUAAUGGGACGAGCAACUUUUGGUCAUGUUCGUUCUGUGAUGAAUCCUGUUCUGAAACAUUUAGAUAAUCAUGAUCUUUGGGUCCCUAAUGAUUUUGCUGUUCACACAUUUAAAAUUAUCAUGUAUUCAAUUCAGGCCCAAUAUUCUUAUGCAGUUAUUCAAAUACUGAUGGGACAUCUUGAUGAGAAAACGAAAGCAAAUGGCUAUCAGAGAAAUAAAAAUGUUAGCAAGUCUCGAACAGAUUCUAAAACCUGUACAGAGACCAAAGUUCGUACGAGCAUCGUGAAUGUGUUAUCAAAUAUUGUUUCAAUAGCUGCAGGAGAAAGCAUUGGUCCGUCAGUUUUAGAAAUAUUUAAUUCGUUAUUAAAUCAUUUGAGACGAUCUAUUGAUGUUCGAACGACUAACGAAGCCGAUUUGCAAGACGAAAAAGACUUUCAGGAUGCCGUCAUUAAUACUCUUGGUGAAUUUGCUAAUAAUCUUCCAGACUUCCAAAAAAUAGAAAUUAUGAUGUUUAUCAUGAACAAAGUGCCAUUACUUAUGGAUGAUUCUCAUGAAGCAGAUGUUUUAUUACAACAUAUUUUAUUAAAAAGUUUGCUGAAGGUGGGCACAAAAUAUCGUACUGUUCAAAUGGCCCAAACGUUUUCAUCAGCUUUUCUUCAGCCACUUCUUCAGAUGUCCCUUGCACCUGAUCCAGCUGUACGUUUAGUUGUUCAGCAAAUACUUCAUACUUUACUCGAUCGUCAUGACAAUCUUCCAAAUCUCCUUGAACCAUGUGUUAUUGAGCCAUUUCCCCAGUUAAAUGUUGAAAAAUGUUCAAGACAAGAUUCAAUGUUUAUGAAGAAAGUUUGUCCAGAAAUUUUAUUACAUAUUUAUGAAAAUAUUCAGUUAGGAAAUAAUUCUAAAGAAAACUUUAGUGCACUAUACACUACCUUAGCUUUGUUAUGUAUUGAGCUUGGAAGCGAAGAAGCAUUAAUAGAAUUGCUUCGCAUUACAUUUGCAUUGCAGGAAUUGCCUUCUACAAACACUAGCAUGUCUUCUGCACAGCGAAUAGCUAUUCAUCAUAUUGUAGCUGGUUUCUUAUAUUUAAUUGGACAUCUUACAGCCAUUCCUGCUUUGUGUACACAUAUUGAUCAAGUAAGUAGUUGUUUUUCAUUCAUAGAGGUGAAUUCUUCAUAUUCAUGAAUGCUUUCUUCUCUG